Dentiscutata heterogama is the source of this 198-nucleotide messenger RNA. The record is from the annotation of a GenBank genome assembly. Lineage: Eukaryota; Fungi; Glomeromycota; Glomeromycetes; Diversisporales; Gigasporaceae.
CAACAAUCCCUAUAUGCCGGAGGAAAAUACAAUAAUAAAUACACAGAAAAAGUAUUUGAGACCGAAAAGGACAUCCUAAUGGAAAGAGAUUUGCUUUCCCAAGAAGAAGAAACUCUUGAGAAAGUAAUUGAAGCUUAUAACAAUGAACCAGCCAAUACUGAGAAGUGCAAUAAUACAAGAAAUAUCAACAACACUCAA